GAGAGUGAGAGAAAGAGAGAAUUCCAACACAGCACAACACAACACAUUAGCAUGAAAGCCCACACAGAAAGACAAAAUUGGACAGAAAGCGGCGCAGCAGACAAUAUUCCUGUUAUUUAUCGACAAGAUGCAAAAGAAGAACGAAAAAUAGAAGCAAGUCUGACAAAAGAAUAUGAGGAUGACAAUGAAGACGAUCAUGAUCUGAACGGAUAUCAAAAAAUAUGCAAAGUUGGCGAAGGCGUUUACGGUGUUGUCUUUAAGGCGUGGACAAACAUUGGGCAUGAGCUAGUUGCCAUUAAACGCAUCCGUCUUGGGUAUAAUCAAGGCCUUUCCACAACUACCCUACGUGAGAUUGCAAUCUUAAAGGAAAUGAAGCAUCCAAACAUUGUAAAAUUGCUAAAUCUUAUACAAAAAGAUAAGACGAUUUAUUUAGUCUUUGAAUAUUUCGACAUUGAUUUGCGAAAGUAUAUGACAGAUGUAGGGCGAGCAGGUCUCUCCCUUGGACACAUCAAAUCGUUUACCCAUCAACUUCUUUCUGGAAUCAAUUAUUGUCAUAGUCAUCGUAUGCUUCAUCGAGACUUAAAACCCCAAAACAUAUUGAUUGACAUGACAGGAAGACUGACAAUAGCAGACUUUGGGCUCUCUCGUCCGUUUGGAGUUCCUAUGCGCGCUUAUACACAACAGGUUAUCACAUUAUGGUAUAGGGCACCAGAGAUAUUGAUGGCAUGUGGACAUUAUUCAACGGCAGUGGAUAUGUGGAGUGUGGGAUGCAUAUUUGCAGAAAUGUUUACACUUUCACCAUUAUUUGCUGGAGAUUCACAAAUUGAUCAGCUUUUCCGUAUAUUCAAAGUGCUUGGAACACCCAAUGAAGAACUGUGGCCGGGUGUAAGUACACUUCCAACAUACAAAGUAGCUUUUCCAGAUUGGGAACCUAUGGAUCUCCAAAAAGUCAUUAACAGUACUGAGGGUAUGGUGCAAAUGUCAGACCUUGCAUAUGAUUUACUCAAGACUUUACUGGCUUAUAAUCCUGCUGAGCGACUCUCGGCAUUAAAGGCCAAAGAACACCCUUUCUUCUAUGAUGAUAUCUCCCUGCUCAAACUAUAAACCCUGCGUAUAGUGGAGCUGAUGAAUACUUUCGCUUAUUUCUAGAGAAUUGUCCCAUACCAAAAAAAAGGUUGCUUUUCUUUAAAAAUUUGUUCGUUCAAAAUUACAUUUUGGUGGCAUUAAAAAAAAUAAAGACCACUUUUUAUAAAACG
Messenger RNA from Phycomyces blakesleeanus NRRL 1555(-), 1256 nucleotides. RefSeq names its product Cdk1/5 group protein. Gene Ontology annotation, cellular component: cyclin-dependent protein kinase holoenzyme complex; cytoplasm; nucleus. The record is from RefSeq and is a predicted model, not a curated record. Bases 52 to 1104 code for a protein of 350 amino acids. The transcript is spliced from 9 exons. Gene Ontology annotation, molecular function: ATP binding; cyclin-dependent protein serine/threonine kinase activity; cyclin binding. Lineage: Eukaryota; Fungi; Mucoromycota; Mucoromycetes; Mucorales; Phycomycetaceae. Gene Ontology annotation, biological process: regulation of gene expression; G1/S transition of mitotic cell cycle; protein phosphorylation.